Molecule: messenger RNA, 3956 nt
Organism: Amblyraja radiata (thorny skate)
Lineage: Eukaryota; Metazoa; Chordata; Chondrichthyes; Rajiformes; Rajidae
Gene: rgmb
Product: repulsive guidance molecule BMP co-receptor b
Exons: 4
Coding region: 280-1875 (531 amino acids)
Biological process (GO): BMP signaling pathway
Cellular component (GO): plasma membrane
Molecular function (GO): coreceptor activity
Source: RefSeq, a predicted model, not a curated record
UAUAUGGGUCUUCAGACAAACAAAAAUCGAAGUGAUUUAGAAUGCUCUAAGUUUAUUUACAUACAUCCAGAUAGCAUGUAAUUUAUCAGGUUUUGAGAGGAGUCUUAGUUGUCAAUAAAUCAUAAUUCACUGGCCAGUUUAUUUAUCGAUAUUUUACGCUGCAGAUAUGCCUGAAAGUAAAUAAUAUUUAACAAAUGUCACAUUUCUAUGAAAAUAAAUGAUUUUUGAGGCUGUCAGCGAGCCGUGGCUUUAAUUAUUGAAGGGAGCCGGCGCUGGUGCAUGGUGCUCCCGCUGCGCCCCCUGUGGGUGCUGCCGUCAAACAAAGCGCUGCUGGUCGCUCCACUCACUCUCAGCCCAUUACUCAAGCGUGGUUUGCACAAGCGUGAAGCAUUUUGCAGCCAAAUUUACUUUAGCAAGCAAUUUGCACCAAAUUACAGCGGCACAAAGAACGCGGGGGGGGUUUGGUGCAGAGGAGAGAGAGUGAUCUCCCGAGAAACGCUUGUCACUCGGUCGAGGAGAGGUUCCUGCAACUGCUACCCCUUCUUGGUGGAGUAUUUGAGAAACUCAUUGCAACCUGAAUGGACGGGCAUGGGGGAAACAGGCUUUUACUACCCUGGGGCUGAGCGCCCGACCACAGCCUUCACCUUCUUGCUGCUUUUCAUUUCGACGUUUGCCAAUACAGGGCACUGCCAGCAGCAGUAUCAGUGCAGGAUCCAGAAGUGCACGACUGACUUUGUGGCUCUCACGUCGCAUCUGAACGCCGCUCUUAAUGCUUUCGCUUCCGAGUUCUGCAUCGCCCUGCGGGCUUAUGCCCUGUGCACGGGGCGGACGGCCAAAGCCUGCAGAGGCAACCUGGCCUUCCACUCGGCAAUGCUGGGCAUCAGCGACCUGAUGAGCCAGAGGAACUGUUCCCGCGAAGGGCCCACGUCGAUCGCAGCCCAGGACCUGGUGCCCAUCAAUCACAACAUGGGCUUCUGCGACUACGACAACCGGGGCCACCGCGCUGCAGCGGGCAUCGAGCUCCAGGCUGCCCGCCGCCGCUACGUCUUCUGCGGCUUGUUUGGCGACCCGCAUCUCAGGACUUUCAGGGAUCACUUUCAGACUUGCAAAGUGGAAGGAGCCUGGCCCCUGAUUGACAACGACUACUUGUCAGUGCAAGUAACCAAUGUCCCUGUUGUGCAGGGAUCCAGCGCUACAGCCACCAAUAAGAUAACCAUUAUAUUCAAAACCUAUCAUGACUGUACAGAUCAAAAGGUUUACCAGGCAAUGACAGAUGAUCUCCCCGCAGCGUUCAUAGACGGUACAACAGUGGGGAAUGGUUGGAUGAAGACUCUGUGGAUAGUAGAGAAAGCCAAUGGGAAACAUGUGGAGGUGCACGCAAAAUAUAUAGGAAUGACUGUCAUUGUGCGGCAAGUGGGGCGUUACUUAACAUUUGCAUUGAGGAUGCCUGAGGAAUUGGCACUGAAUGAAAAUGACAGCCAGGGACUACAGCUUUGUGCUCGUGGCUGCCCGAUGAAUGAACGCAUUGAUGAAGGUGGUCAUCUCCCUCUUCUGGCCAAUAGUCAAAACCAUCCACUUCUUCCCCAGGUCCAACCAAAAGGUGCUUACACAUUGGAACGUGCAACGGCUAAAUGCCAUGAAAAAAUCCAAGUAAAGGAUGUCUAUUUUCAUUCCUGUGUUUUUGACCUUCUGACAACAGGUGAUGUAAACUUUACAACAGCAGCUUACAGUGCCCUCCAAGACUUGGAGGCACUGCACCCGAAGAGAGAGCUGUGGCAUAUUUUCCCCAGGGGCAGCAGUGUUGCCCAGAACAACAAUGUAUUAUUUAACAUUUAUGUUGGACUGGUUUCUUUUGUUGUGAUUGUGUUUUUGUAGUUUUUUUUUAGUUUAUAAAAAUAUUAAAUAUAUAUUGUUAUAAUAUAUUCAGAAAAGUAUAUAUGUAUAUACAGUAUAUAUGAUGGGAUGGCAAUCCCAAGCAAACAUAAGAUUGUACAUAUUGUGUAAUUUGAAUUUAUUUGUAGUAUGUACUUUUUGUUGAAAGUUAUUUUGCAAGUUUGUGAGUUGAUAUCCCUACUGAAGGGUCUGUUGUUACAAAGGGCACUUUAUGUUUUGACCAAUGCUUAAAAUGGCUACCGGUAAAUGUGUUCAGAGUUACAUGGCUGUCUCUCAAAUCAGAAAGUUUGAUAUUCAGCAUCAGAAGGAUUACUAGUUGUGCUUUUUGGUUUCAAAAUGGAUAACUGUUGUAUACGCGGUGAUUGUCUAAAUAUGUAAAUAGUUAACUUAUUUAUAAACAAAAUGUCCUGCUAGAAGAACAUAGAGCAGAUUCUGUGCUAUUUCUUAUGUUCACUCUGCUGUGUUAGUGAUGCCACCUAGUGGAUUGCACUCGAGUUACUUCAGUGUUCAGGUGACCAGUGAUACUAAACCUAAUUUGUGAACUAUAAAAAAGGUCUUAAAUGCUUUUUAUAUUGUGAUGUGUUAGAUAUCCCUCCCAACCACUGCCCCACCACCCAGAAUAAUACAAAACCAGUAUUGAAUUGAAAUUCAAAAUGAAAAUCUGUCAUGGAUCUUUUAUUCCAAACUAGUCUAUGUUUCCUUAGGUAUUUCCACGAACGAUAUUUUCAAAUUUCAGCUGCUUCACAGCAAUGGACGCAUCCAGUUGUGAUAAAUCAUUACACUUGUUUGUCUUUUAAGAUUGGGCUGAUCAAGAUGUUGUUUCCAGGCUUUACACAGUCUGCGCUUAACUGUUUAGAGAAUCAUGAGCAGUAUGUGGUAGACUUCCUAGUGUCUCAUUCUUCACUGAUACUUUGAUUGUCUGAUACUGUAGAUGCAUUAUUCACCAAUAUGCUUCAAUUUUUGCAGCAUUUUCACCUGAUUCAUUAUUGCAUUGUUAGCAAACAGCGCAAUCAAAUUAUGUUAGAUUACCCUGUUGGUUUGUGGGAUUCACGAGCCAAUUCAUUUGGGAAUGGGAUCUUGCCAAGUGAAAAGCAACCACUUACAAAUUGGCAUCAUCAAAAUUUUAUAAACGGCAAACUAAUUUUCUUGCAUAUGUCUAUGCAUGGUUUAAUAAAGCUUUUACUGAGAUGGAGCCAAUUAAAAUAGACAAUAGUCAAUAGGUGCAGGAGUAGGCCAUUUGGCCCUUCGAGCCAGCACCGCCAUUCAAUGUGAUCAUGGCUGAUCAUCCCCAAUCAGUACCCCGUUCCUGCCUUCUCCCCAUAUCCCCUGACUCCGCUAUUUUUAAGAGCCCUAUCUAGCUCUCUCUUGAAAGCAUCCAGAGAACCUGCCUCCACCGCCCUCUGAGGCAGAGAAUUCCACAGACUGGUACUAAAUACAUUAAUGGCUGCUGAAUUUUCCAGUGUGCACACUCCAACCACCAGGAUUUGCCAACCCUUGGCAUCUGAAAUGCAAAACGGAUCCUCAUGAUGAUGAAGGAAUCUCCUUGUCUUACUUUAGGAAAGUCCAGCCAAAUUAUUUUAAAGAGGUUCUCAUACACGGUGUUUGAUUAGUUCCUUUCAAAUCGAGACCAAUAAACACUUGAGCAAUGACCACACCAUAAAUAUAUGCUUGCAGGGCAAAGGUAUUGAUGGGGUUUAUACAAGUUAGAAAUUAAUUGUGUUUGUUUUGUGUAGCUGCUAACUGGCCUGCCGGAAACUGCACUAUUACUGAGCAUAUUUAUCACAUCAAAAAGAUGUAUUUUCUCUUCAGAACAAUAUAUAGAAAUAUAGACCAGAUGUUGGGUCAUUCUUGAGCCCCUUUUUUUGUGGUAAAAAGCUGGUGAUGCCAGUAAGGUUAGACCAGUUUCACAAAGUAUCUUAUGUACCACCUGCUUUUGUACUUGGCUUCCAUUCCUUUUUCAUCAAACUGCAAAGUGGAAAACCUGCAAGUUUGUGUAUUUAAAGUUGAUAUUGAAAUCAAACAUGCUGAUAAACAUGCAUUAAAAUUAUGUUAGGAAGUACAAA